Girardinichthys multiradiatus is the source of this 5608-nucleotide messenger RNA. RefSeq names its product receptor-type tyrosine-protein phosphatase H-like. NCBI's taxonomy places the organism in Eukaryota, Metazoa, Chordata, Actinopteri, Cyprinodontiformes, Goodeidae. The transcript is spliced from 28 exons. The coding region runs from base 1 to 5295 and encodes 1764 amino acids. Gene Ontology annotation, molecular function: protein tyrosine phosphatase activity; protein binding. Gene Ontology annotation, biological process: protein dephosphorylation. The record is from RefSeq and is a predicted model, not a curated record.
AUGCAGUUAUCAAUAAUGAGGUGUUUAUUCUUCAAAUCCACCACAGACCAACUGUUACUGUGUGUCUUCUCAGGUCUGCUUUGGGUCGUAACAAACUGCAAUAAAAUGGAACUAAACAUGACAAAUACUGCAGAAUCGAAAACAAUAAAGGAAAAUAAUCCUUUGCUCAUAUCAUCGCCAUCUCCUCUUAAUGUAGAAAAAGUAGAUGUUGUGACUCAGAAUGAAAGCAGUAUAACCCUGCAGUGGAAUAAGUUUGAUGACAUCUCAACAUACAGACUGGAGAUUGGAGGUGAACAUAUUAACAUGAAUGGCACUUCUGGAGAACCAGUAGUACUUGUGGCCUCUGGUCUGACUGCUGGGAGAAGAUACAGUUUCACUCUUUUUACUGUGCUCAAUGAACUCUACAGUUCUGGAUAUUCAUUUACUGCUGUCACAGCUCCUCCUGAUACUGAAAGGUUUGAACACAUCACACAAAAUGAGACCUCCAUAACUCUGCAGUGGACCAAAGUGGAAGAGAUCAACACUUAUACUCUUCGCUACAAUAAUACGGAGGUCAACAUAACUCACUCUGAAGGAAGUGGAACAUACACAGUCUCAGGUCUGACCAGAACCACUAGAUACAACUUCACUCUCUUCACUGUGUUUGACUAUGCAACAAGCAGAGGAAAAAACAUCACUGCAGUCACUGCUCCUCCUGAUACUGGAAACUUUGAACACAUCACACAAAAUGAGACCUCCAUAACUCUGCAGUGGACCAAAGUGGAAGAGAUCAACACUUAUACUCUUCGCUACAAUAAUACGGAGGUCAACAUAACUCACUCUGAAGGAAGUGGAACAUACACAGUCUCAGGUCUGACCAGAACCACUAGAUACAACUUCACUCUCUUCACUGUGUUUGACUAUGCAACAAGCAGAGGAAAAACCAUCACUGCAGUCACUGCUCCUCCUGAUACUGGAAACUUUGAACACAUCACACAAAAUGAGACCUCCAUAACUCUGCAGUGGACCAAAGUGGAAGAGAUCAACACUUAUACUCUUCGCUACAAUAAUACGGAGGUCAACAUAACUCACUCUGAAGGAAGUGGAACAUACACAGUCUCAGGUCUGACCAGAACCACUAGAUACAACUUCACUCUCUUCACUGUGUUUGACUAUGCAACAAGCAGAGGAAAAAACAUCACUGCAGUCACUGCUCCUCCUGAUACUGGAAACUUUGAACACAUCACACAAAAUGAGACCUCCAUAACUCUGCAGUGGACCAAAGUGGAAGAGAUCAACACUUAUACUCUUCGCUACAAUAAUACGGAGGUCAACAUAACUCACUCUGAAGGAAGUGGAACAUACACAGUCUCAGGUCUGACCAGAACCACUAGAUACAACUUCACUCUCUUCACUGUGUUUGACUAUGCAACAAGCAGAGGAAAAAACAUCACUGCAGUCACUGCUCCUCCUGAUACUGGAAACUUUGAACACAUCACACAAAAUGAAACCUCCAUAACUCUGCAGUGGACCAAAGUGGAAGAGAUCAACACUUAUACUCUUCGCUACAAUAAUACGGAGGUCAACAUAACUCACUCUGAAGGAAGUGGAACAUACACAGUCUCAGGUCUGACCAGAACCACUAGAUACAACUUCACUCUCUUCACUGUGUUUGACUAUGCAACAAGCAGAGGAAAAAACAUCACUGCAGUCACUGCUCCUCCUGAUACUGGAAACUUUGAACACAUCACACAAAAUGAGACCUCCAUAACUCUGCAGUGGACCAAAGUGGAAGAGAUCAACACUUAUACUCUUCGCUACAAUAAUACGGAGGUCAACAUAACUCACUCUGAAGGAAGUGGAACAUACACAGUCUCAGGUCUGACCAGAACCACUAGAUACAACUUCACUCUCUUCACUGUGUUUGACUAUGCAACAAGCAGAGGAAAAACCAUCACUGCAGUCACUGCUCCUCCUGAUACUGAAAGGUUUGAACACAUCACACAAAGUGAAUCCUCCAUAACUCUGCAGUGGACCAAAGUGGAAGAGAUCAACACUUAUACUCUUCGCUACAAUGAUAAGGAGGUCAACAUAACUCACUCUGAAGGAAGUGGAACAUACACAGUCUCAGGUCUGACCAGUGCCACUAGAUACAACUUCACUCUCUUCACUGUGUUUGACAAUGCAACAAGCAGAGGAAAAACCAUCACUGCAGUCACUGCUCCUCCUGAUACUGGAAACUUUGAACACAUCACACAAAAUGAGACCUCCAUAACUCUGCAGUGGACCAAAGUGGAAGAGAUCAACACUUAUACUCUUCGCUACAAUAAUACGGAGGUCAACAUAACUCACUCUGAAGGAAGUGGAACAUACACAGUCUCAGGUCUGACCAGAACCACUAGAUACAACUUCACUCUCUUCACUGUGUUUGACUAUGCAACAAGCAGAGGAAAAAACAUCACUGCAGUCACUGCUCCUCCUGAUACUGGAAACUUUGAACACAUCACACAAAAUGAGACCUCCAUAACUCUGCAGUGGACCAAAGUGGAAGAGAUCAACACUUAUACUCUUCGCUACAAUAAUACGGAGGUCAACAUAACUCACUCUGAAGGAAGUGGAACAUACACAGUCUCAGGUCUGACCAGUGCCACUAGAUACAACUUCACUCUCUUCACUGUGUUUGACAAUGCAACAAGCAGAGGAAAAACCAUCACUGCAGUCACUGCUCCUCCUGAUACUGGAAACUUUGAACACAUCACACAAAAUGAGACCUCCAUAACUCUGCAGUGGACCAAAGUGGAAGAGAUCAACACUUAUACUCUUCGCUACAAUAAUACGGAGGUCAACAUAACUCACUCUGAAGGAAGUGGAACAUACACAGUCUCAGGUCUGACCAGAACCACUAGAUACAACUUCACUCUCCUCACUGUGUUUGACUAUGCACCAAGCAGAGGAAAAAACAUCACUGCAGUCACUGCUCCUCAUGAUACUGAAAGGUUUGAACACAUCACACAAAAUGAAACCUCCAUAACUCUGCAGUGGACCAAAGUGGAAGAGAUCAACACUUAUACUCUUCGCUACAAUGAUAAGGAGGUCAACAUAACUCACUCUGAAGGAAGUGGAACAUACACAGUCUCAGGUCUGACCAGUGCCACUAGAUACAACUUCACUCUCUUCACUGUGUUUGACUAUGCACCAAGCAGAGGAAAAACCAUCACUGCAGUCACUGUUCCUGAGACCCCAGCAGAUUUCAAGACAAUUGGACAAAAUGAGACCAGUAUAACUCUGCAGUGGAAAGGAGUAACAAAUGUCCAGGAGUACAUAGUUUCCUUCAAUGGCUUGGAGAAAAAUUUUUCACAAACAACGGAAAAUGUGACACACAUUAUCUCAAACUUGGAAAGUGGAACCAGAUAUAAUUUCAGGCUCCUUAGUGUGUUUGAUUAUGCCAGAAGCAGUGGAGCAAACCUGACUGCACCUACUGUUCCUCCAAAGGUGUCUUCAGUCAGUGUUACAGAGCGCUUUUUGGACAGGGCCACUCUAGAGUUAAAUGAUGCAAAUAAAGGCUGGAAAUACAAGGCUGUUGUUAACGACCCUGAUGCAGUAGUUAACGAAAAUAAUUUUAAAAACAUUGUGUCAUUUUCGGUCACAAAUCUGAAGCCUGGAUCAGAGUAUUCAUUCAGCGUCACCACUACUUUCUCUGGACUCAACAGCACUCCUCACCCUGGAGUCAUAGUAACAACAAUCGACUGCAGUAGUGUUACCUGGCAUGUUACCAACUCAUCAAUCCAGGGAACGGUUGAAGGCUUGUUCUCUAAGGCGACUGCCUCGUAUGAAUCUAAAACUCAUAUCAGUCCAGUAGGGAAAUCCGUGUCAUUUAAAGACCUCCACCCUGGUGCAACCUAUGAGAUAUCUCUUGAGUAUAAUCUGUCCUCCAAACUUCUUCCACAGUGUAGCAUCAAACUACCAAUCAUUCCUCCUUCUGUAACUGCUCGCUGCAGCUACUGGGCUUCUGGUUAUGGUACUGGGAUUAGCUGGGACACACCGUGUGGUGUGUGGACAGCUGUUGAGGUUCACAUAAAUGGAAAAACUUUCUUAGUAGAUAGAAAGGAGAGUCAACUCACUGUAAAAGGACUUCAGCCUGCCAGAAGAUAUGAAGUCUCUUUCAUUUCAAAGCUGGUAACAGAAUUUGGAAACAGAAGUUCUGAACCAUCUUUUAUUAUUUGUUCAACUGAUAACAGAGGAGUCAUUGCCGGAUCUGUGCUUGGUGUGCUUCUUUUUUGUGUUCUGAUCGGUGUUAUUGUGCUUAUUGUUCUAAAAAGACCAGAUAUUAUCCGCAGAAAAAAGUCUUUGCUUUCUGGUUCCAAAGAGUCCUAUUCAAAGGGGAAAAUCAUUUCUGUAGCCAAUUUCCCAGACCACUUUUAUCAGCUGAGUUUGGAUGAAAACAGAGGUUUCAGUCUGGAAUAUGAGUCCCUCGCGCCUGUUGGCUUGGACCAAACACGCAAGGCAGCUACUCUACCAGAAAACACAGAGAAGAACCGUUUCACCAACAUCCUUCCUUAUGACUGGAGUCGAGUGAAACUAAAUACAUCAUGUCCAAAUGAUACCUUGGACUACAUAAAUGCUAAUUACAUACAAGGCUACAACAGCAGCAGAGAGUAUAUCGCCUCUCAGGGUCCACUGCCCUCCACAGUCAGGGACUUCUGGCGGAUGGUUUGGGAACAAAAAGUCAAGAGAAUCGUCAUGGUUACUAACUGCAUCGAAGCAGGUCGGAUUAAGUGUGAACAAUACUGGCCUGAAGACAACAAGCCACGCUGUUAUGGAGAACUGAUCAUCUCCAAAACGUCUGAGGACAUGGAGUCCAACUGGACUCUAAGGGAGUUUAGAGUGAAACAUACCAAUGACUCAGAGGAACGUACGGUAAAACAUUUCCACUUCACUGCCUGGCCUGAUCAUGGAGUACCUCAGGGUACAGAAGUCCUGAUCCAUUUCAGAAGACUCGUGAGACAGCAUAUAGAGAGUGCAGGCAGUAAAGCACCAACAGUGGUUCAUUGCAGUGCUGGAGUGGGGAGGACCGGCACCAUCAUCGCCCUGGAUGUUCUGCUUCAGCAGCUAGAACGAGAACAGGCGGUCGACAUCAAUAACUUUGUCCACAAGAUGAGGCGGCAUCGGUCACAUAUGGUGCAGACAGAGUCCCAGUACGUUUUCCUGCACCAGUGCAUCAUGGACACCCUGCAGCCGCUUGCCAAGGAGGAGAACAUCUAUGAGAACGACGACUUGAUAUACGUCAAUGCCACCGCCCUCCGACAGCUUCGUUAACACAAAACUAAUUGAGUUGGGCCCUGCACUCGUUGCACUUAAUGACAAGCUAAUUCUAAAAGUACAAUGGUAUUGUUAUAUAUUGAAUAUGAAACACAUUUCCAUGUUGUUUUUAUUGUAUAUGAAUGGUUUUGUCGUUUACAUUAUGGUUCAACUAAUCUGCCAGUUGUGUUCUGUUAUUAUUCUGCUAUUAUUAUAUUUAACUCCCACAAAAUGACUAGAGAAUGUUUAAAAUGUUAUUAGAAUUAUGAAAUUGUUAAAGCAGAAAAUUAUAAUUUGUACAGAGAAAUAAAACAUUUUAUAUUCAAAACAA